CUACACUGUCGUGGACACUGUUUAUCAGAAAUAUGGCUGCGCAUUAUUUGUAAUCAUGUAGUGAACAAGAACAUGAAAUAAUACAUUUUUCUUAUUUUCACAAAAUAUUCCAUGUAAUGGACGACACAUUCCAAAAAUAUAUCAUUCAGUUUGUGUGAAUUCAGUGAAUUUAAAUUAAUUUUUUAACUAUGCCCACUAAAUAUGGGCGUAGUUUAUCUCACGAAGAUUUGAGAGGUGCACAAGACAGUGAGAAGGAAUUUCUUUUGGAAUACGACAGCGACAUGGAGGAGGAAAUUGUACACGUUCACAGUAGUUCGGCCAGUGGUGAAGUUCACGUAGAUGGAAAAAUUUCCAGUGUGAAAAUACAAAUAAAAGAAGUGACGGAUACGAUGCGUGACAAUGUGCAAAAAGUAAUGGAAAGAGGAGAAAGAAUGGAAGAUUUACAGGCAGCCAGUGAUCGAUUAAAUAUGGUGGGAAAUGAAUUUAGAGAUGCUGCAAAGAGAGCUCAACGCCGUGCAUGGAUGCAAAAUAUUAAAUCCCGAAUAAUUGUCAUUGCAAUUACAUUGACAAUUAUUCUUUGUAUUAUAGUUUUAGACGUCGUCGUGCUUUACCUCGUCCUGAGAUAGCAGACAAUUUUAAGGAAUCAAGUGCCUAUCAUCAUAAAGUAUUCCUGACCGAAUUGGUCUCGAUGUUCAUCACCAAUUUACCUCUAAAUGUAAUAUAUAUAUAUUGUUUAUUAUUUCUUUUUAUAUAACAAGGCUGCUUAACUAUAUUGUAUAUUAUUAUAUUUGAAAGUCUUUAUAAAUAUACACAAGUUUUCAUGAAAAAAGGUGAUUAAUAAUUUUUGCUAUUGUAUUUAUCAAAGUAUUGGAACAUCAUCUGAUAAUAAGACAAUUUAUGACGCGCUCGUUCAAUCACAGAUCCGUAACAAAGUUCAAUAACCUAUUUUUCAAACACAAUAACUGUAAUCAAUAUUAUCAUUUAUAGUUGACGAUGAUAAAGUGACGAGUCAUUUUUUAUCAAUUGGAUAUUUAUUAAUCACAAAAAAAAAGUUGGUGUUCAUUUUAGUUUGUAGAACUGAAUGAAACUUACAUUCAUAAAUUCAAAAGGAUAUGACUCGUUAUUCAUUUUGUCUCUAAUCAUUGAAAUUUGUUGAGAGUGCCCACCACUACUUGUACUCAUGUCCAUUACAAUUAGAAUUUUCAUAUUUUGAUAUUUGCUAACGUUUUCGCCAAUACUUUUUUCUUUGUAUCUUUGAUGAAAUGGGAUUAAAGUAAUAUAAAAAGGCAGUGGAGAAAAUAUUUUUAAAUGUAGUGUAAUUUAUUUUACCCGUAAUAAUUAUCUUCUAUUGUUGGUAGUCCGAGAAGUCUUUCGGCAAAAAAGGCAGUGGUCCCAGUCCAGAAUAGCGGAGGAUGAUAUACAGACACUGCCUUAAUCAAAGUUGGUUCCUUUAGGGCAAUUAGAAUUGCAACCAUUCCACCAUAUUGUUCACCUUGGAGGAAGAUAUUAUCGCCAUCGAUGUACGAAAGAUUAUUUAACAUCCAGUGGAGGACUUCUAGAAGGUCUUUAACUUCUGGGCUACCAAUGUUUCUGUAAAGUUCUGAUUCGAAUUCGUAUCCUUGAUAUCCGGAACCUCUGACAUCAGCCACAGCGUAAAUGUACUCUUUUUCAAUGGAAGCAUAAGUUCCUUCGGAAAAGAUUUAUUAUUGGUGAGAAUAUCUGUUGUAUGAUACUAUUUUGUUGUAUCAAUAUAAGGAGAAUAUUAGAAUUUAGAA
Molecule: messenger RNA, 1775 nt
Organism: Leptopilina heterotoma
Lineage: Eukaryota; Metazoa; Arthropoda; Insecta; Hymenoptera; Figitidae
Product: synaptobrevin homolog 2-like
Exons: 6
Coding region: 189-626 (145 amino acids)
Biological process (GO): vesicle-mediated transport; Golgi ribbon formation
Cellular component (GO): membrane
Source: RefSeq, a predicted model, not a curated record